AUGCCUACCUACAGUGCCUGUAGCCGUUACUGUCCCGUCAUAGAGGAGACUGACGAUUGUGGAGAGCCAACGAUGGACGACUGGGAAAGCCAACCAUGUAAGGCACGGACGGAAGACUGGAAGGUAUGACUGUGUACUUCGGCCACUUACUCUCCUUGCCUAGCUGUAGUGCCGGUAGCCGUUACUGACCGAUCAUAGAGGGAAGCUGACGAUUGUGGAGAGCCAACCAUGGACGAUAUGAGAAGCUAACCAGCUAACGCGCAGACGGAAGACGGGAAAAAUAUGACUGUACUUCGUCCACUUACUCUCCAUGCUUACCUACAGUGCCUGUGGCUGUUACCCGCCGGUCAAAGAGGGAGCUGUCGUUUGAGGAAAGCCAACUAUGGACGAUUGGAUAAACUAACCAACGAAGGCGCAGACGGAAGACUAGAAGGUAAGACUCCGUACUUCGUCCACUUACUCUCCAUGCCUACCUACAGUACCUGUGGCCGUUACCGGCCGGUCAAAGAGGGAGCUGUCGAUUGAGGAGAGGCAACCAUCGACGAGUGGAGAAACUAACCAACGAAGGCGCAGAGGGAAGACUGGAAGGUCAGACUCUGUACUUCGUCCACUUACUCUCCAUGCCUACCUACAGUGCCUGUGGCCGUUACCGGCCGGUCGAACAGGGAGCUGUCGAUUGAGGAGAGCCAACCACCGGCGAUUGGAGAAGCUAACCAACGAAGGCGCAGACGGAAGACUGGAAGGUAAGACUACGCACAUCGUCCACUUACUCUCCAUGCCUACCAACAGUGCCUGUGGCUGUUAACGGCCGGACGAUUGGAGAAGCUAACCAAGGAACGCGCUGAAGAAAGACUAUAAGGCAUGACUUUGUACUUCGUCCAUUUACUCUCUAUGCCUACCUACAGUGCCUGUGGCCGUCACCGGCCGGUCAAAGAGGGAGCUGUCGUUUGAGGAGAGCCAACCAUCGGCGAUUGGAGAAACUAAACAGCGAACGCGCAUACGGAAGACUGGAAGAUAUGACUCUGUACUUCGUCCACUUACUCUCCAUGCCUACCUACAGUGCCUGUGGCCGUUACCGGCCUGUCAAAGAAGGAGCUGUCGUUUGAGGAGAGCCAACUAUCGACGAUUGGAGAAGCUAACCAACGAAGGCGCGGACGGAAGACUGGAAGGUAAGACUGUGUACUUCGUCCACUUACUCUCCAUGCUUACCGACAGUACCUGUGGCCGCUACCGGCCGGUCAAAGAGGGAGCUGUCGAUUGA
This is a messenger RNA of Spirometra erinaceieuropaei, 1261 nucleotides long. The record is from the annotation of a GenBank genome assembly. NCBI's taxonomy places the organism in Eukaryota, Metazoa, Platyhelminthes, Cestoda, Diphyllobothriidea, Diphyllobothriidae.